UUGUGGCAUUUCGCAGGCUGGAGGCAGGAAGUGUGUGGAAGUUUGUUGAUGGAAAAAAGUUCUAAUGGUUAUUUUCAUGCCAGUGUAAAAAGUUACGUUUCUCUGGUUUGGCGACUCUCAGAAGACUGUGCCGAAGCUGUUUGGAGACACCAAAGGGACCAGAACAUCAAGAAUAAUGGGGAGCGAACCAGGCCCAGUUCAGAUUGUCAAUGUGUGUAAGGACGAUCACUCUUUCACCUUGGAGCUCAAUGCUUUGAGUCAGAUCCUGCUGAACCCCAAGGUCCGAGACAAACGCGUGGUGGUGGUGUCAGUGGCCGGAGCCUUCAGGAAGGGGAAGAGCUUUCUGCUCGACUUCAUGCUUCGAUACAUGCACAGACAGGACGAGGAGAAAUGGAUGGGUAACGAUAACGAGCCUCUGACCGGGUUUUCUUGGAGAGGAGGGUCAGAACCGGAAACAUCAGGCAUCCAGCUGUGGAGCGAAGUUUUCCUUGUCCAAAAGAGCGAUGGUGAAGAGGUGGCUGUGGUGUUGAUGGACACUCAGGGAGCGUUUGACGACCAGUCCACUGUGAAGGACUGUGCCACCAUCUUUGCCCUCAGCACUAUGACCAGCUCCAUACAGAUCUACAAUCUCUCACAGAACAUCCAGGAGGACGACCUGCAGCAGUUACAGCUGUUCACCGAGUAUGGUCGUCUCGCCAUGGAUGAGAUCUUUCAGAAGCCCUUUCAGUCUUUGAUGUUUCUGAUCAGGGACUGGAGCUUUCCCUACGAGUACAGCUAUGGGUUCAAAGGCGGGAAUCAAUUCCUGGAUAAACGGUUACAGGUUAAGGAGGCUCAACACGAGGAGCUGCAAACAGUCAGGGAGCACAUUCGUUCAUGCUUCACCAACAUAUCCUGCUUCCUCUUACCUCACCCUGGUUUAAAAGUUGCCACCAGUCCUGCCUUUAAGGGACAGCUCUGUGAUGUGGGUCCUGAGUUCAGAGACCAGCUGAAGAUUUUGAUUCCCAAACUGCUGCAUCCAGACCGUCUGGUGGAGAAAGAAAUAAAUGGAAACAAAGUCACAUGCAGCGGCCUGCUCGAGUUUUUCAAGGUUUAUAUCAAGAUUUAUCAGGGGGAAGGCCUACCGCAGCCAAAGACUAUGCUCAUGGCCACAGCAGAGGCCAAUAACUUGGCAGCUGUGGCGUCAGCCAAAGACCAGUAUUACAGGAACAUGGAGAAGGUGUGUGGAGGAGACCUGCCUUAUGUUUCUCCAGAGUCCCUGGAAGAGAAACAUCAGUUUUUCUUCCGGGAGGCUCUUCAUGUCUUUGCAUCCACCAAGAAGAUGGGCGGACAGGAGUUUUGUAACCGUUACCAGGAGAAACUGGAAAAGGAGCUAUUGGAAAUGUGGGAGUCAUACCAGAAGCACAACGAGUCCAAAAACCUCUUCAGCGCCUUCCGAACUCCAGCUGUGCUCUUUGUCCUGGUGUGCCUCCUCUACGUGCUCUCUGGCUUGCUUCUUUUUAUCGGCCUGUCCACCUUCGCCAUGUUGUGUGACUGCACUCUUGGUGCGGUCAUGGUGGCCAUGCUGACGUGGGCCUUUAUCCGCUACUCGGGUCGGUACCGAAAUGUGGGAGGAGCCAUCGACCAGGCUGCCGGCGUCGUUCUGGAGCAGGCCACUGUUAUGCUGAACAAGUCGAGAGGGACAAGCAUGGUGGACCACAAGAAAACCCGUUAAAAGACCUCCAAGCUCUCUUCAUAAUCCAAUGCAAACGGCACCCACAGCAAGCACACAGUCAGCACCCAAAGCCUUAUCAUGCCACCCAAGCUCAACAACACUGACACGGGGUAGCAAGAUGAUGCCACUUCACCAGCAUCUCUAUUAUGCAUAAUAUUCUGCCUGUCAAAGGUUCUGUUAUUCUCUGAGGCAGGGACGUAAACUGUAUUUUAUGUCUUAAAUUGACACUGCCAUUACUUUACAAGUUUACAAUUGGUCUUAAUAGACAAGUCAAUGUUUACCUUAAACCUAAAAACACUUUUAUUUUCUACUUCAAGCUUAAUGCAUCUUCAUUGGCUGUAUGUUGCUCAGACAGGGUUUCUGCGGUGUAUCUUUUAAUAGUUUCCUAAAAUGCUAGCUUUAAAGCGUAUACAUUUAUUCAGGUUUCUGUGAGGUUUUCUGCGUUUUCGCUCAUUGACUUUAAAACAUUCCAGCUUGUUUGUAGAUUGGCUUCAUAUUUUAAUAUAAACUAGCAUUUCUUGGGAGGCUGAAUGGCACUUCUUUGAGGGGAGAAUAAACACAGUUUUUUGCUCUACACAGCACAGCAUGGAGCCUGUAUGUAAUGUGAGAUUCACUUGUUUGUUCUUUUAUGGAAAUAUGCCAUCCUUUGUUUAUCCGAGUACUAAAUAAUAGACCACAUGGAAUAUACACUCCAUAAAAAAUUCCAAAGGAAAGACAGUAUUAGAAUGCUGAUAAGUGUUGAUUGACCAAAUAAACUGCUUUAAUUAUGUUAAGAGUCAGCGCUAAUGUCAAAUUGUAAUGAUGUCAAAAAUCAGUGAGUUUAAGCGAUAAUACAGUCCAAAGCAUGGGAUAGGAUACAGGAUAAUUCCGUCUCUUUAAAGACAUUUAAACAUGCUAGUAAAUUAAUUUAAGACAUACGUGAAACUAAUGACAAGCAAAAUGUUUGCAUAGAACAAAAAAAACAGGAGAAAUGAGCAGAAAAUUGUAGCACAGCUGUUAUCCUGAAUUUUUGUACAAGUGUUUCAUUUUUCAGAGGGCUGCAACACUUGGACUUGGAGAUUAUAAUCAUGUAACAUAUGGCAUUGUUAGUUAUGCUUUCCCCUCAAAUGAUCUUGUGAUGUUUUAAGUGAUGGGUAAUGGUCUAUACUGUCAGCAGAAAGAUAACAUGGUGACACCCCACCCUAUUCAAAAGCCCCACUUUUAAAAUAGCUGUAACUAAAGUGGAUAUUUAAACUGCUUCGCAUUAAUUUGUUCUAUUAAAAAAAAAACAAUUUAAACAUUUGUUAAGUUGUGUGAGGUAAAACUUGGAUUUAUCUGCCUCCCGGUUCAGCUCAAAACUACCGUUUCAAAUGACAGACUUUUACUGCGAAAGAAAAAUAAUCAAUAUGGGCUAACUUGAUUCUUACAUCCUUGUUUGCAUGCAGCCAGUUAACCAUUUAAUCUUUAGCAAAUCAACAAGUUAUACUGAGGAAUAAAAAGCUGGACCACUCAGUGGAUUUAUUGUAUUUUAGUUUGUUUUUGUGGGGCCAAGCAGGCACUGCUCCGGCCAGCUCAGAGUAAAUCAGGUAGUGGAUUAAAGGACGAUGAUUAUUUGUAGCUAUGCCCUACAUCUCUAAAUAUGUAACGUGCAUGAUAACGUGAAGAUGGCUCCUGUAACUAUGCAGCAGUAUGCACUUUAAUAACUAAUACUAAAAAAAAACCAAAAAAACCAAAAAGCUGUACAAUGAUGCUUUAUUCUCACAGUGAUUCCAUAUUACUCUUAAUGAUACAAAUCCACAUAGUAAAGGGCCAAAAAUUCCCAAAUUGAAUAUGAUAUUGAAUAUUUGUGAUUUUUGACCAUCAUUUUGCACUUUCCAUUUCUGUCUCUUUCCACGAGAGGAGGGAACUGUUUAAAUUGUUUUUUAAAAAAAGCAGUUAUUAUUGCACUUCCCCUCCUCUUUGGUGCUUUUUGUACACAGCUUGUUUCAAAGGCGAGCAAAUGCAUGCAACGCUGCAGCCCCAGCUAAUGCAGUCAUCUCUUGCAGGUAUAUGGUGGCUUUAACUUGAGAAGUGCUGUUUUAUAGAGAAUAAACAGGAGCCUCAAACUGUU
This is a messenger RNA of Oreochromis aureus, 3800 nucleotides long. RefSeq names its product atlastin 3 (gene atl3). The coding region runs from base 176 to 1711 and encodes 511 amino acids. NCBI's taxonomy places the organism in Eukaryota, Metazoa, Chordata, Actinopteri, Cichliformes, Cichlidae. Gene Ontology annotation, biological process: endoplasmic reticulum organization; protein homooligomerization. Gene Ontology annotation, molecular function: GTPase activity; GTP binding. The transcript has 14 exons. The record is from RefSeq and is a predicted model, not a curated record.